Molecule: messenger RNA, 2724 nt
Organism: Lodderomyces orthopsilosis Co 90-125
Lineage: Eukaryota; Fungi; Ascomycota; Pichiomycetes; Serinales; Debaryomycetaceae
Product: U6 snRNP complex subunit
Exons: 1
Coding region: 1-2724 (907 amino acids)
Cellular component (GO): ribonucleoprotein complex
Molecular function (GO): RNA binding; protein binding
Source: RefSeq, a predicted model, not a curated record
AUGAGUCUAAUUGAACUAAUUGAAGAGUUUGAAGUCCUGGUCAAUGAGAACCCCUAUGCCCCUGAAAAUUACGACAAAGUCUUGAGUAGGCUUCAAGUCCUUCCAGACACAGCUCUACUAAUCAACAAAAUUUACAAGGAGAAAAUGAAGUACUUUAGACUUCGUCAAUCGGAGCUAAAUAACUGGUUAUUUGAAAUAAGAACUAUAGAAGACAUUCAGGAGCGGUCAAGAUUAGAGUAUGCAUUUUACGAAACUAUUAUUGAUGAUUAUCCAACGGUACCAAUAAUGACUGCAAUGCUAGAGUUGGCGGAUCAACUACUAUCCAAUGAGCAGAUUACCGAAGACAAAUAUCAGGCUUUGGUCUCGAAAGGGCUUCAGCUCUGUGGAUAUGACUUUGUCAAUGGAAAUGAUAUAUGGAGAAUAAGUCUAAACUUGCUAUUGCAACGUUAUAUGAAAAGCAAAGAAGCCACCGAUUUGGAUACCUUGAUCAAGUUGCACUUGAAAAGGUUAAGCUAUCCACACCAAAAAUUGGAUGAGUCCUUUGAGGAGUUUUCCUCUUUAAUCACUAAGUACAAGAUUGAAGAUUAUGACCAAUUGAUACAAAUUGCAAACAAAGUUUACUCUGAGACGAAGCAGAAGUUGCCCUAUUAUGAAAAGUUUGAAAUACAACUCAGGGAGGUACCUAAUGACUGUGCUAUUUGGAUUGAGUAUAUGGAGAGUGUUUACAAAUACCAACCUAAUUUCGCUCACGUUCUAACGAUACUCGCGAGAGCUACUCAAACUGACUUUUCAUUCUCAAACCAAGGUCAACAACUUUGGAUGUCGGUUAUAUACAUGCUAUACGCAUCUGAUGACGUAAAUGAAGCAAUUUUGACUUCGUUACUUGAACGGUAUCUUCGGACAUUUCCCAAUUCUUGCCCCGCAUAUGCAGAAAAUAUAAAAAAUUGUAUAGCAUUAGGUGACACAGGCAGGAAAAAAUUCAUUGACAUUGAAAACAGAAUUAGGGCCAUUGAUUUGCGUAACAUAUCCGAUUACAAGGAUUGGAAGUUAGUUGCAUUAGCCAUAAUGCAGUACAAGUAUCAAAACGAAUUGUCUAAUGACUCCUUUCAACCACUCGAUGAUUUGUUAGACACUAUGGUCACAUACGCGUUGGAAAACAAAGACGUUUUUCAUUCCGUGGAGAAAUUAGCUAUAUCACUAUAUAUUUCCUUGGGUAAGUUUUCUCAUGCUAUGGAAGUAAUUUUGUCGAUGUUUCAAGCAUUCCCUACUGAAAGUAGCGUUUGGUUGUACGGUAUUCGUUGUUUCAUCGAACACGACGUUAACCAAGAGUCUGUAAGAGAAACAUUCAGGAAAGCCUUAUCGCUUGCUGGGAAACUUGAUGCACCUGAAAAAUUGACAGAGGAGUGGUUGUUGUUUGAACAAGUACACGGAAACAUUGAUAGCUACAGAAAGGCGGUCAUUAUUUGUAACAAAGCCCUACAGGCGUUUAUGCAGUCCAAGGCAACUGAGGUUUCUCUGCGACCAGUGUUGCAUGUAGACCGAAAAAGAAGUCACGAUAUCUCGGAAGAAUUACUGCGAUCAAGAGAGGAAUUUGCGGUUCAGGUCAAUAAUUUAUCUCACGAUGUGACUGAUCAGGACUUGAAAGAGUUCUUUGCUGGCUGUGGCGAAAUCAGAACCAUAAACUUAGUGGAGCUAAAUGGCAUAAAACAGGCUGUGGUUGAAUUCACGAAUGAGCUUGAAGUGUUUUCAGCAAUGACGCGAACCCACAAGAUAAUCGGUUCUAAUGAAGUGACUGUCACCAGAGUUGAAAAGUCUUUAUUGUUUGUCAAUAAUUAUCCCAGUUCAUGCAGUCAACAAGAAGUGAGGGAGAUAUUUGCCCUGAUUGGGCCCUUAGUCAGCAUAAGGUUUCCGUCACAACUAAGGAACAAAGUUCGUAGGUUUUGCUACGUUCAGUUUGCCCGAUCGCAGGACGCUGAAAAAGCAAUCUCAUUGUAUGAUGGACGAAGCUACCGCGAUGAGAAUCUAAAUCAGGAGUUUGCUUGGGAAGUAAAGUAUUCGAAACCUCAAGAAAGGAAGGAUAGAACAACGCCCAUUUCCGAGCGCAAGGUUCGUGUGUCUAAUAUAGCUUAUUCGAUCGAUGAGAAAGAGUUGAGAAAUGAGUUUUCACAAUGUGGCGAAAUUGACCUGAUCGCAUUGCCCAAGGCUGUUUAUGAUACAAAAAAACGUCGCAUGAAACACAAUGGUGGUUUGGCUAUAAUUGCUUAUCGGGAUGCAACUAGCGUCGAAGAUGCGUUGAGAAAAAAUGGAGUCGCCUUAAAAGGAAGACUCAUUAAUGUUUCCAAACAGCAACCGCAUUCAAACUGGACACCAGAUGACUUUGAUACACUCAGAACGAUUGGCUUAGUCAAUAUGGAUCCUUCCUUGAACACUUUUCAGGUCAAGAACUUUUUGGAGAAAAAUUUUGGUCAGGUGUCAAAAGUACUCUUGCUACCUAAUGUUGGGUCAGCAUUGGCCGAAUUUGGGUCGGUUAGAGAUAGUGGUAAAAUCGCAUUAGGCUAUAGUACAAUUCAGAUUGAUGGCUUUCAAAUCCAAGUGACGACAAAAGAGGCAGUUGUUGAGGUCCUCAACACAAACAUCAAUAAUAGCGGGCCUGAAGCAGACCCAAAUGAAGUAAACACAAAACCUAUUUUGGUUCCCACGUCAAUUAAAAGAAGAAGAGUAUAG